AUGUGCUGGUGUCCAUCAAACCAAUUUCGCCCACGAUCAACCCAAACAUCCCCCUCAGACAUAGACGAAAUCAUCGCCGUCACGAAAGGCUUCCUCGCCGCACUGGGAGCAAAAUCACGAAAAGAAUUCGAAAAAUACUGCGUUCGAGCAGGAGGAAUGGCGCUGUGGCCGCCGCCGCCCACACUGCCUCGCUUCUGCACCAUCGGCUCAUUUGUCGAGCAUAUUGCCAAAAUCCAGGACGAUAUUGAUGAGCGAAUCUGGGAUCCCGAGGUCAAGGUGCAUGGGGCGGGAAAUCUGGCUGCCGUGUGGGCGCCGUUUCGGUCGAGGAUUAAUGGAGUCGUGGAUCAUGUUGGUGUUGAGCUGUUUAUUCUGCAUAAACUCGACGAGGGAUGGAAGGUGACGGGGUUGGCUGAUUCGUGUCGACGACCGACGGAGGAGGAGAGGUUGUCUUUGGUUUGA
Aspergillus wentii DTO 134E9 is the source of this 459-nucleotide messenger RNA. RefSeq lists its product as uncharacterized. The record is from RefSeq and is a predicted model, not a curated record. The transcript has a single exon. Bases 1 to 459 code for a protein of 152 amino acids. NCBI's taxonomy places the organism in Eukaryota, Fungi, Ascomycota, Eurotiomycetes, Eurotiales, Aspergillaceae.